AUGCUCCGCCAAAGUCUUCGAAGGGGCUGGACUUCGCCAAAGAGACAGGCAUCUUCUGCGGCCGAAGCAGCACUGAGACGGCUUCUGCGAGACGCAAGAACAGCUCGCCUUCCACUGGACGAUUUUUCGUUUCAGGCAGGCGUGGCCUCGCGGUGGCAGCUUUCGCUGGCAGUUCUGGACAAAGCAUCCAGAAGCAACAGUCAGGUGCCUGCAUCAGUUGUUGGCGCCGCCCUGGCAGACUGUGAGCACGCGCGGCGAUGGAAGGAGGUGUUUCUUGCUUUGCGCAGCAUUCGUGCCACCAUCCGGCCGAGUGGGCCGAGCCUUCUCGCAUAUAACACCGCCAUCUUUGCAUGUCAGUCUCACAAGAACUGGGAACUGGUGGCUCAGAUUCUCCUCGAGAUGCGACACCAGCUGUGUCAGCCCGAUGCGCAGACCUGCAGCGGAGCCAUCGUUGCUUGCGGCCGGCGCUGGCAGCAAGCGCUUGCAUUCAAUGCACAUUUGCAGCUGGCCGGGGUUAAGCCGAACGCCAUUACAACAUCUGCCCUCAUCAGCUCCUGUGCACGAGCCAGUCGCUGGCAGUUAUCCCUUGCUUUCGCUGAAGACGACAGAUCGAGCACGGCUGUCUUCAACGCGGCCAUGACUGCUUGCGCUAAAAGUUCAAAGUGGCCCGCGGCACUUCUGUUGCUGCGCAGGAUUUCCUCACUUCAGCUUCUACCUGACUUAUUCAGCUUUAAUGUGGCCAUUCAUGGAUGCGAAGUCGGUGGUGCCUGGGUCGCUGCUUUGCAGCUCUUGGAGGAGAUAGCCUGCAUGAUCCUUCAGCCGGACCUUGUCAGCAUCAAUUCCUGCAUCAGUGCUUGCUCGGAGGGCCUGCGAUGGGCGGCUGCAGUGCACCUCUUCGGCCAGAUGGCAGACAGACAGGUACAGCCAGAUCUGGUGAGCUACAACGCGGCGAUGUCUGCUGUUGGACGGGGGCAACUGUGGCACACUGCGCUUCAACUUCUGCAGGCGCUGCCUUGCAAGCCGAACAUGAUCUCCUUCAACACGGCAAUGGCAGCGUGCGAGCGAGGAAGACACUGGAAGCACGUACUUGCCCUUCUGGAAAAGCUGGGAGACAACAGGAUGACGCCCGACAUGCACACUUGGACUUCGUUGGUUGCAAGCUUCUCUCGGGCGAGCGACUGGGUGAAGGCGCAGAGCAUCUUAAAUGAGAUCCGUCUCCAAGAUCUGCACCCAGAUUUGGUGAUAUUGGGCGCCACUGCAACUGCUUUCCAACGUGGACACCAGUGGAUGCUGGCUUUGAGUCUUUUGCCGGAGACGCACAAACUGCAAAUUGUACCUGAUGAGCGGCUAUGCGGUUCAGUUGUCACAGCUUGUGCAGCAUCGCAAGCUUGGCAGGCUGCGUUGUCGUGCCUUAUGGAGUUCCCGAAGAGGAAUCUGCAGCCCACCUCCACGAGCAGUUCGCCAGUCUUGAUUGCUCUCCUGGACGUGCAGCAGUGGCUGAUGGCCUUACACUUGUUCGACCGUUUGCAACAUGUAGUCGCCAUGGACUCCCAAGCUUACGGCCGGCUCCUGCUUGUGUGCGAGCAACAUCGACUCACGGAUUGGCAACAUCGGCUACUACAGAGUUUGGCCUCUCCUCGUGGUCCUGCUCGCCAUACUCCAGGCAGAGAGAGUCUCGCAGCAGCAGUCGCAGCACAAUCCGCCGGUCUGGACAUGGUUCCCCAGGUUUCGAAAGAGUCGGCGGCAGCUCCUGCGAGCAUCCCGCGUUCUCACUCGUGGACACCUUAUGUCAAGGAGAUUCGCCUGAUGGAGCACAUUUUGCGUCAUGCUGAGCGCAGCAAUCCCCGUUCGGUGUGCAACGAAGUGGAAAGCUUUGGUCGGCGCGUUUCAGGCAGCUCCAAGACGUGGCUGAAGGUUGCUGGAGGAGAAAAGUCUGAGGUUCUUUGGGCGGCUGCUCAGCAUGCAAGGAGUUCUCUGGUGCUGGAAAUCGGCACGUAUUGUGGCGGCUCCUCCAUUCGCAUUGCCACGGCAAGUCCCAACAUCCGAGUAGUGACGUUGGAGGCAGAUCCUGUCCACGCAGUGAUCGCUCGAACGGUGAUCGCCUUUGCGGGCUUGUCAUCUCGGGUCCACGUCUGGACAGGGCAUAGCCGCGAACUGCUCCCCUACAUGCAAGGCAAGUACGGAGGAGCUCAUUGUGGCUUCGGUUUGGUUUUCAUGGAUCAGCGGGGCUCCCGCUACCAGGAGGACCUCGCCAUGUUGGAGAGACUUGCUCUCGUCCGGCCUGGAGCGAUCAUUGUUGCAGACAAUGUUCUGAAGCCGGGUGCUCCACUGUUCCUGUGGCAGCUCUGCAAAUCGGCAAAGUACGAGACGCAGGUGGUCCGUGUCUCGGAGUUUGCAAUGCCUGUCGAGGACUGGAUGUCGGUGAGUCGAGUCGGCAGCAAGCACUCGAUGUGCUCGUGCGACAGCCGAGCCUGCCCGCCAGCCGCGCUGGUGGACUUGAACCAGGCCGCCGACGCGAUGCGGCGCAAGGCACAGACGCUUGGAGGUGUAAGUUUCUCGGAAUGGGCGGACUUCGGUACGCGGAUGCGCGAGGGCCUGCGCCAGUGCGGCAUCAUGUCAACGACCGAUGCGAACGGCCUGCGCAAGUUCAUGGGGCAGCACUGGAGUGGCACCAACACCAGGAAUGUCGACUCCGUUGCAGGAAGAGACGCGAAGUGCACAUCAGAAAGUGUAGUGUCGUGUGCAGCCAUAGUCGCCAGCUAUCAAACAUAA
Messenger RNA from Symbiodinium sp. CCMP2592, 2772 nucleotides. The record is from the annotation of a GenBank genome assembly. NCBI's taxonomy places the organism in Eukaryota, Dinophyceae, Suessiales, Symbiodiniaceae.